AUGGAAAUCUUAAGUCGCAAUCUUAGUAAUGAUAACGGCAGACAACUCGUUGUUUCUAAUGAGACAAUUAGAAGCUGUCAUGAUGGGCGAAAGUACGCGCCUAGAUAUCCGUGUUACUUCUGGCUCCUAUUCUGCCGUCUUCUUCAAGCGCAGUUAUUGACAUACGACGGUAAUUACAUAGAGUGCACGGUGCAUCAGUGCAUAAGCGGAUGUGAAGAAUUAUGGAAAUCGCGAACUUAUUAUUAUCGGAUCGCGAGAUCCAGCGCAGGCUGGUGGGUGUUCCUGCAGAUGAUUUAUCUAGAUAAUUUUAUCGAGAUAAUGAAAAGCCCUGGUUAUCGUGGACUACGAAUCGUCUUAGUCGAGAACAUUUCGACGAUCGUGGAAUUAUUUGGUGAGCCGUCAGAUUUGGAAAGUAUUAUCGGAGCGCGGCACCUCUUUAUUAUACUCACGGCGACGCAGCGUUGCGCGACGAGACGGGAACGUUGCGACCCACCGGCCACGCCGAGAAUGUGGCUCAGCAGUAAGCGUGAUGAAUUUGCUCAGGCGAUCGUUUGCGAGAGCGUGAAUAAAGCGUUGCUCCUUGGCCUGGUAAGAAUGAGGCGGAGCGAUCGUGAUGGCCAGGUCGCGCGGCAGGGCCCACCGCCCUUCCGGGUGCUGGCCGUCCCCGACAACAUGUACCUGUCGCCACCGCCCCCGCGCGCCCCCGAGCCCUACAAGGUCGCCCCGACGUCGACGUCCCUCGGCAGGGCACAUCGUCGUUCCAGCUUCGUGAUACUCGCUGAGUCCAGGCCGGCGAGUCCAGAAACUGGCGAUGCGUCGUCCACCUUGCCGACCGGGAGGGUCUCGCCCUUUCGCGGACGUGGCUUCAAAGGGCCACCUCCUCGCUCGAUGUCGAGGCCGCAGUCGCCGGAAGUCGCCGUAGACGGACGUCGACGUAAAGUCGAACGAAGGGUGUCGUUGUCGCAACAGAACAGCCCCAGAAGAAGUCUAAUACCGCAGCCGACUUAUCGUCAGCGGUCCACCUCCCUGACGAAGGAUAACGAGCGUUCGCCGUCACCGAAGAUUGGUCGCCGCGUCGACUCGAGGACGCGACUGAAUGCCACGGACUCGCGAAAUCGAUUGAACGCGGCCGAUUCGAAGUCUAACGUUAACAACAAUUCGACGGCGACGCGUCGACAGCCGACGAAAGGCACGACGCGACUCUCGCCGAUCCAAGGCACCCCGACGAAACCAGAGAAGACGACCCCUCGAUCGAACGUAAGAGAAAAGGACGCCACGAAACAAUCUCCCACGAAGACAACGAGAAGAACGACGUCGCCGCAGAAGAGCAACGCCGCCGCUCGAAAGGACAAUCAGAGCAGGAGUCCCAGCAAGGAAUGUCUCCUUUCGCCAUCGAAGAUUCCUCUGAAGGCGAACAAGGCGAACGGUACGUCGAGCACCGGCAGGUUCAUCUCGAUGCGGGAGCAGAGCACCGGCAAGGCGGAAAGGUUCGCGAAAGAAAGCAAGAGCGAUAAACAGGCAAGCCAAUUAACGAGUGAAUUAAAUUCGAAGGAGGAUGAAUCGAACGGGAAUCCCACGGCCAAUGCGGACGACGUGGAUCUUAUAGAUCUUCUGAAGCAGACUUCGCAGGCGACCGGCACGUCCAGCGAGCGUUUGGUGAAUACUACGACGACCACAGCGGUGCAACCACUGCACAUCGACGCGAACACGCUUCACGUGGAGCGCAACGACGGCUCGACGACGAAUCAGCAGAAGGAACGGUCCGACGGAGCGCUCAAAUCCUCUCCCAUGUCCAAAAGCGAAUCGCCGUCGACACCGAACGCAGCGGCGUCGACGAGCCAGAAAUCCUCGCCGUUCGUCGAAAAUCAGUCGGUCAAGGCAACUCAAGCGGCUAAUUCUGGUAACGAUAAGAAGGACUCUCCCGUCGGUGGUGCGGAGGGUGGUAGCACCACCGGAGGUCACUCGAAGAGCGGUAGCGUUAAUCAAUCUACGAAGACCGUCAGAAUGAACGAUGAAUCGCGUUCCAGUAAUCAGUCCUCCGCGAAUCAGCGUUCCGUAAGAAACAGUCAGAACGCUCGCGGGUCCAGGCCGAGCGACGGAAAGGCUACGGAAGAAUCGAGAACCGCAUCGACGACGGAGAUCAAGAGCGCUUCCGCGAACAGCAGGACGACCGUGACUCGUGACGUUCCAACCAACGACAAGAUGCCCACGGUGAUGGAAAACGAUUCCAAGGUCAAGGCGGCCGAGGAGGCGAGGACGGUGAACAACGCGACGGCGAUGAGCAACAGUACGAUGACGAAUAACGUGGCGAAGAGUAACAGUAUGAGUCCCGCGGUCGGUGCAGUGAACGCAGGAGUGAACGGUGAUACCGCGGCCGUUCGAACGAGGAACGUGAAUCGCGGUAGCGACGCGUCCCUGAAGUCGUCCACGGACUCGAUCGGGAGCGUGAGGUCGACGGACACGGGGGUGAGCGUGAACACGGUCAGAGGGGUGUCCUCGCCGAGGGAGAAAACGGGGGUGCACACGGUGAAGCGGCCGCAGGAGAUCGAGACGCUCAGCGGUAACAUCGUCCGCGUCGAGCAGAACGGAGAACCAGCUGUCCUGACAUCCAGUAACGAGAAGCAAAGCGAGAGUAAAAAAUUGUUGGCACGUUGGAGGAGAUCCUUGAGUCAAUACUGCAAGUGCUGUUCCAGUAUGAGGUGCUUGGCUUGCCGCAGGGAUCCCAAGGGUCUCCUGUGGACUAGAAAGCAAGACAGGACGACGGUGAUAAACGCUAUCUCGUCGCCUGUUGCAACUCCCGUACUCGACGCACCACCGGCUACAACAAACGCGUUGUCGUGCUGGUCGAAAUUAAAGGCACGAUGCAGGUAUCAGAGAUUCAGGGGGAUGAAAUGUUGUACGAGAAAGUCGAGGAUCGCUCCUGCCGAGCCUACCGUUUGCUGUCCGCCUGAGAGAAGAUGCGGCGUGCUCUGCCGUCGUGCAUUCAGCUGUUGCAAAUGCAACUGCAAACGCGCGGACGCACAGCAACGCACAAGAAACACACGUGCCAAGCACAGCCUUACGAGCGUGGCGCCGCCACCUUUAUCGGAGGAACCGAAGGCUAAAAUACCGGAUGUCUUGGUGGAACACAAUUCUGUCAUGCGAGGCGCCAUUCCUUGUCUGCCGGUCCCCCUCGCUUGGUUUUGUCUUGUGUGGAAUUUUCUACUACCCGGCACUGGAACCGUUUGGAGCGGCCUGUUCAAUCUGUGCACUGGACAGCCGAGAUUCUCUGCCGUCGCCGGAGCGAGAUCACGACUCGGUGCAUUGAUUGUCAAUCUCAUUGUGGGCGUGGGCCAAAUGUUUACCGUUCUGUUCUGUCUCGUUGGAUGGGGCUGGAGCAUUUGGUGGGGCGUCACCAUGGUCCGCUUAGCUAGGAAAUAUAAGCGGUUCAAGAUUUCGGAGGCCACUAACAACGAUCCCGAGGCCAGAGGUGGCGAGCCAGCUGCUCUACCGCCUGGCGUGCCGAGUCAAGCCCUGCGAGGGAUGGAGAGGGCACGAUGA
This is a messenger RNA of Cyphomyrmex costatus, 3540 nucleotides long. RefSeq names its product mechanosensory transduction mediator stumble (gene stum). The transcript has 10 exons. Gene Ontology annotation, biological process: sensory perception of mechanical stimulus; proprioception; taxis. Gene Ontology annotation, cellular component: sensory dendrite. The record is from RefSeq and is a predicted model, not a curated record. NCBI's taxonomy places the organism in Eukaryota, Metazoa, Arthropoda, Insecta, Hymenoptera, Formicidae. The coding region runs from base 1 to 3540 and encodes 1179 amino acids.